AAACAAUAGAAAUUAGCAUUAAGUUAAUAAAUUUGUAGAAAUUCUUAGCGUUUACAUUAUAGUGUUGUUAGCUUCAAAUGGUAUGCCGGAUAAGGUAUAAAAAAUCGGUGACUAUUCUUUUGCAUUGACUUUGGCACAGAAAUCCUUCAAAUUGUUGUUGCUUUGGCCUUCAUCGAAGUCUUAGUAGAGGAAUCAAAGAAAACACACACUAUGAAAUUAGACGAUAUUGUGUCUUGGUAUCAGAAAAAGAUUGGGACCUAUGAUAAGGAACCAUGGGAGAAAACCGUUGAAGAGAAAAUACUUGAUGGCUUUAGCAGUGUGACAUUAAAAACGGCAAAAUUAAAAACUGAACUAAUCGAUGUGGAUUUAGUUAGAGGUUCUACGUUCCCGAAAGCAAAACCUAAACAAUCUCUAUUAACUGUGAUAUAUUUGGCUAUAUUACGUUACCUGUUUCUACCUUUAUAUGCUCAGUGGUGGGUACGUCAAACCUCGCCCAAUACCUUUGCUUUAUUUCUCUUUCUCUACAUAACGCAAAUGAUUAAUUGGGCUGUCUAUACGUUCAAUGUGAACCGUUUGGACCAAUAUUCUUCAGUGCCAUCUUCAACAACACCAACGACGACGACUACAACUGCAGCAAAUAAUUAUAGUAAAUUAUUUUUGAAACAUGCAUCAUCAUCUACUGAAGCAAAUACACACACUACGGAACAUAUUGUGUCCAUAUCGGAACUCUUAAUACCGAUGGCUUUAAGUUUUUUACUGAGUUUAAUUCACUCACAAAUAGUGGCAACCAACAUAGCCCAAAGCGGCUCUAAAUGUUCAAAACGGCGCCGUUUUUCAAAUGCAAGUCAAAAUGGUCGCACGUCCAAAGACGUGGGCUUACGACGGCGUAAAAAAUUAGUAAAAUUACGUAGUCAAGACGUAGGAGAUAAUCUGCCUUCUCAAUUAUCUAAUCAACGGAAGACCUUACCGGGUAAAAAGUACUGCAGUGAUGUGAAAAACACUCAUCUAUCACAGCCUAAUCUUAGACAAAAGGAAAAUGUAUCCUCAAUAAUAAGACACAACUCUUGUACUCCUGCACAACCAACGCCUUCUACGACACAAAAUGUGACAAAGCACCUUCAAUUAGAUCUCACUCACAAUAACAAUGGAGACGAUACGGAAUGUCAGCUGAGGAGAGUAAAUUGGCGUUCACCCAUACAUAAAUGUGCGAGCAUAAAUAGCAUUACAAUUGACACGCAAGAAAAGCAGCAACAAACUUCACCGCAAUCCAUUUCCACCACAAGUAGUAUGGGUGAAAACGCAAGCGUUUCAUCGAGCAGUAAUUCUUCACCUUCGAAAGCAAUGCAUAUUGAUUUAUGUGUACAGGAAUUUUACGAUGAUCUUAUCGAUCGGACAACUAACAAUGAUCACGUUGACAACAUAAACGCAGCAGAAAAUCGUAAUCGCGUGAAUGCAGGCACUCAAAGACGCGGUGCCAUAGGUGAAGACGAUGGUUUCGAAAGUUUAAACGGUAAAAGCUCAAGUGGUGAAGAAACUAACAAUGCGCCAAAUUCAAAUUUAAAUCAAACUAAUUUGCACUCUCAAAAAGUUGAGGAAGUGAAUGAGAAUUCCUCAGGUUCAUUCUAUCGCCGGAAAGUCUAUCAUGUUCCCGGAUCAUUGAAAUUGACGCGUUCUCAAGAGGUUAGCAGUGAGGAAACUGAAGAAGAAGGUGACGAGGGUGACCUAAUAUCGAGCCCAGCCACACCUGCUAAUACCACUUAUAAUGAAUGCACUACAUCGGCUACCGAAUGGCUGGGUAUAACAACAAAUAGUGAAGAAUGUAGCUACAGUUCAGAUUUGGAUAAUUCGGAUAAUUACAAAGGCAACUCAGAUGAUUAUGGUUGUGAUUUAGAUUUUACACCAGCCACAAUAUUAAAUCUUCAUGGUGCAAGUGAUCGAAUCAGUUGCACUAUUUGGGAUCAACAUGACAUCAAGAAAGCUCAAAUGUCAGUUUUAGAGAUAUCAUCAUGCAUUAUAGACAACGUGGAAUCAAUGACCGAGACAAAUGAUUAUGUUUACAUAGGAAUAUUCUUUUCGAUAUUGCUUUCAUUGAUACCGUGUUUUUGCCGAUUGUGUGAGGUUACCUUUGAUAACGAUAAGUCUGAUGAGAUUAAUUAUUUUGAUAUUCCGAUGUUGUUGUGGGAGAAAGCUUCAUUUUCAUUCAUCGCGAUUUUUCGAUUCGCUUUUGGACAAACUCAAUGGGAACGUUUAGUAUUAGUUUUAGGCUUUUUACAACGUCUCUGUUUAACAUUGAUAUUGUUCAUGAUCUUCGCUGUGGCAGAAAGAACAUUUAAGCAAAGGUUUCUAUACGCUAAGUUAUUCUCACAUCUGACGUCGUCACGUCGAGCACGCAAAUCAAAUUUGCCUCAUUUCCGUUUGAAUAAAGUGCGUAGCAUUAAAACCUGGCUCAGCGUGCGGUCCUACUUAAAGAAACGAGGUCCACAGCGCUCGGUGGAUGUCAUUGUCUCAGCUGCUUUUAUGCUCACUUUAUUCCUCUUGGGUUUUCUCAGCGUUGAAUGGUUGAAAGAUUCUGUGCAAUUGCAUUCUCAUUUAAAUCUAGAAGCGUUAUUAUGGUCUACUGCAAUAGGAGUUUAUGUUUUACGUUAUAUGACGUUAGGCAAUAAGACACAUCAUAAGUAUCGCAGCGUUUCCGUUUUAAUAACGGAACAAAUUAAUUUAUAUCUACAGAUUGAAAAGAAACCGAAAAAGAAAGAUGAGCUUAUGGUAGCCAAUAGCGUUCUUAAGUUGGCCGCAGAUUUAUUAAAAGAAUUGGAAACACCUUUCAAAAUAUCUGGCUUAAGUGCUAAUCCAUAUCUUUUCACAACCAUUAAAGUGGUAAUAUUAUCGGCUUUGUCAGGUGUACUAAGCGAAAUGUUAGGAUUUAAGUUAAAAUUACACAAAAUCAAAAUUAAAUAGUGUAUGUCUUAGCAUUCAUUAAAUGAUUGCAUGGCAUCACGACAUUCUUUAAAUCUUUAUCUUACAUAUUUAUUGAACAAAUCAAAUUAGUCAUUGAUUCCUUAACAAAAGAAAAAAAGAAAAAUUUAUUAACUUAAAUAACAAAUAAAAACAAUAGAAAUCACUACACACACUAAUGCAGCAGAUUUUCCGUUAAAGUUUUACUUCAUUGAAGUCGCGUGAAUUUUUCUAAAAACGCCAGAUUCAAUUUAUGCUGAAGCCAUUACAUAACUUAACUUUUGCUCCAACUAGAUAAAUAAGUUGGCAAAGGGCUAACUGAAGCAGUUAAUACCAUUCCACCUACAUGUAGUUAUAGUAUAAAAUAGAAUUUUAUUAAAUAAAAACCUGUUUACGAUUACUUGGAACAAUGACAAGAUUGGAAUUUAACACAGAAACAUAGAAAACUCGUAGUUGGAGUAUUCUCAAAAUAAUAAUAGUGAGAUAAUAGUGCGUUUAAUACAAAUAUUUCUUAUGUAGUUAAAAAGGAAUUAUUUUCUUCAGUUAUACUAAACCUAAAGGUUAAUUAAUUCUUACACCCGUCACGGCGGAAUACGUAGUUCUCAACGAAACCUGUUAUUCUGACAAAGCUCGUUGCAGGCAGACGAUUUAAGUGUGUCGACAACGUCGUGGGAAUCGUGUUGUGAUGGCCCGUCUUGCCGUGGACGGUUGCCAAAAAGAUUAUAUCUGCUUUGACUUAGCGCCCGUCACCAUAAUGUUAUACGCUAC
Molecule: messenger RNA, 3720 nt
Organism: Glossina fuscipes
Lineage: Eukaryota; Metazoa; Arthropoda; Insecta; Diptera; Glossinidae
Gene: phtf
Product: putative homeodomain transcription factor
Exons: 13
Coding region: 211-2955 (914 amino acids)
Cellular component (GO): endoplasmic reticulum
Source: RefSeq, a predicted model, not a curated record